Didymosphaeria variabile is the source of this 627-nucleotide messenger RNA. RefSeq lists its product as uncharacterized. NCBI's taxonomy places the organism in Eukaryota, Fungi, Ascomycota, Dothideomycetes, Pleosporales, Didymosphaeriaceae. The transcript has 2 exons. The coding region runs from base 1 to 627 and encodes 208 amino acids. The record is from RefSeq and is a predicted model, not a curated record.
AUGGCCGAAGAAUCCAAGACCCAGACCCUGGCCAAGAUGCACUCCUACACCGAUCCCUCAGCCUACGUCCAGAAUUACACCUCCCCACGCAUGACUGCGCGUCAGCUCAAAUACUUCUUCGCACGCCUACAACGCUCCACGCUCGCUCUCGUCCUCAACAAACUCCAACAAAUAUUCAAGUCUAGCAAGGGCUGCGACAAGUGGCUCGCGGCCUUUGUCGCUGUCGUCGGCAUGGCCAUGGCACACGAGGACCAGCAGAAGACGAUCCACCAGGUCAUGGCGACGCGCGCUGUGACGGAGGGCUUCGACCCGCGGGACGCACAGGCGCAGGCCGACAUUGCGAACCGCGAGGUCGACCAGCGCAUGAACUUCGUGAGCCAGAUCUUCAGGUGGAAGUACAACCGCAAGUGCAACCCGCUGCGGGACUGCGAGCAGGACUGGGAGAAGGAGGCUGGGUUUGGGGACGAGACGUCGGUGACGUUUGUGCGGUCGGUGGCGCAGUUGGUCAAGGAGAACAUCGAUUAUCUCCAGCAGCGCCAGGGCAUCAGCAUUUCCCCCGCGAACCAGGGCAAGUAUACGGCUCGCCUCGUGGCGCCCUUCUUGCUCUCCUUCUGGCUCCCGCAAUAG